GUUUAAAAGCGACGCGAGUACCCGACGCCGGUCAGACAUCUCGAGCUCUGCGAGUGAGAAGUUUGCGAGCAAGCGAGUUAUCACGCAAACCUGAGCGUCAUGGCACUGUUUCCUCUUCUCGGCGGUAACAGCCGCAACUACUGGGGCCCUUCUGACCUGGUGAGGCGCAUCUUCGACGAUGAUUUCGGCGGCUCGUUCCUGGACGGCGAGCUCUUCGACCCGCCGUACUACCACCAGCGUUUCUACAUCCAGCCGCGCCACCAGCAGCCGUCCAACAACGCCAGCCUCGCCCAGCAGGGCACUUCUGUCGCCUGCACUCCGGACAAGUUUGCCAUCCGCGUCGACACCCGGAACUUCACUCCGGAAGAGAUCUCCGUCAAGACUCAGGACAACUGCGUCGUCAUUCACGGCAAGCACGAGGAGAAGUCUGACGACCGCGGCUGCUACGUGAAACGAGAGUUCACCCGCCGCUACGUCCUGCCGGAAGACGUCGAUCCUCAGACCGUCAAGUGUCACCUGCAGCCCAACGGAUUGCUGGCUCUGGAAGCUCCACGCAAGAACGCUCCCAAGGAGCAGCCGAAGGCCAUCCCGAUCCAGGUACAGCACGAAAAAGCUAGCGGCGACGCCAAAAAGAAGUGAGACGCCACGCCACGUUCGCGCUGCCCCUGCUUCUUGUGUGGCCAUUUGCAGUUUCGUUUUGAGGACGGGGGCACGCUCGCCGUGUGCGCAGGAGAAGCUCUCCCACCUAAGUUAAGUGUUCAUGAAAACUUUUCACUUGUGAGUCAAGAAGACUAGUGUGUUCAUUCUCUGUACAUAAGCCAUUGUAUUUAAAUAAAAACUUUCUUCUGGAA
Molecule: messenger RNA, 851 nt
Organism: Dermacentor silvarum
Lineage: Eukaryota; Metazoa; Arthropoda; Arachnida; Ixodida; Ixodidae
Product: alpha-crystallin A chain
Exons: 1
Coding region: 100-639 (179 amino acids)
Biological process (GO): response to heat; protein refolding
Molecular function (GO): protein folding chaperone
Source: RefSeq, a predicted model, not a curated record